Molecule: messenger RNA, 1371 nt
Organism: Trichoderma aggressivum f. europaeum
Lineage: Eukaryota; Fungi; Ascomycota; Sordariomycetes; Hypocreales; Hypocreaceae
Exons: 2
Coding region: 1-1371 (456 amino acids)
Biological process (GO): mitochondrial translation
Cellular component (GO): mitochondrial small ribosomal subunit
Molecular function (GO): structural constituent of ribosome
Source: RefSeq, a predicted model, not a curated record
AUGGCUUCCCUAUCGCUGCGGACCCUCGUCAGGCCCGCGAUCCCAGUGGCGCCUCGGAUCCAGCCCAUCAUGGCAGCGUUUUCCACCACCAGCUUCCUCGCCGCCGGUCCCCCGGCAGUAAAGAGCCGCAAGGACCUCCCGAAGAAGACGAAGAAGACGUACAAGAAGAAGCAGAACAUUGUGCCGGCCAAGAAGCCCGGGCCGGGCGAGCGCAAGGCCUUCCGCAAGCGAAUCCAGCUCAGCAACAACAGCGCCCUGCCCGUGACGGGGAUUGAGAGCCUCGAGGCGCAGACCAUGGCCAAGGCGGAGAGCGGCGGCAAGAUGUUUGCCGUGCCGGACCAGGUGGUGGACCAAUUGAGGGCGUUGGAGGCGUUCAAGACGACACAGACGUGGAAUCUGUUCCGGAAACCUCACGUGCUGGUGCGAAAAGAGACGGUCGAGCUGAUGAGCAAGCUGGAGGCGUCGGUGGAAAAGAAGGAGGCCUUCAAGUGUGUGCUGACGGGCAGUGCGCUUUCGGGGAAGAGCUUGACGCUGCUUCAGGCCAUGUCUUAUGCGCUGUUGAACGAGUGGGUGGUGAUUCACAUCCCCGAAGGUCAAGAUCUUACAAACGGAAACACGGAGUUUUCUCCCGUUCCCGACACAGAGCCCAUGCAGUUCACCCAGCCCGUGUACUGCCUGAAGCUGCUCCAAAACAUCUACAAGGCCAACAAGGCCGUCCUCGAGAAGACGCCCGUCAAGCUGGACUGGUCCCGCCUAACAAAUCUCCAAAAGGACGCCACGCUCGCCGACCUGGCCCUCAGCGCAAAGGAGAGCGAGUUCGCCUGGCCCACGCUGUCGGCCCUGUGGACGGAGCUGACCCAGCCGGGCCGGCCCCCCGUGCUGUUCGCCCUCGACGGCCUCGCCCACAUCAACAAGGUCAGCGCCUACCGCGACCCUUCCUUCAACACCGUGCACGCCCACGAGCUGCUCCUCGUGCGCACCUUUGUCGACGCCCUGUCCGGCAAGACGAAUCUCCCCAACGGCGGCGCCGUCAUCGCCGCCACCUCCGAGAACAACACCCACUACCACCCGUCGCAGGAGCUCGUCCUGUCGCAGCUGGAAGCCGGCCAGGCGGGCCGCGAGGUGCCCAAGCCCAACGCCUACGAGAAGAAGUACGACGACCGGGUCUACGACGCUCUCAAGAACAGCCAGGUCGUUCGCCUCGAGGGCGUUUCCAAGGACGAGGCGAGAGUGCUGAUGGAGUACUGGGGCGCCAGCGGAAUGUUGCGCAGCGUGCUUAGUUCGGGGGCCGUGGCGGAGAAGUGGGCUUUGGGAGGACACGGCAUUGUGGGCGAGAUGGAGAGGGCUUCACUUAUGACGAUGAGGAUGUAA